CGAGCUCCGGAAAAGGUCUCUCUCUCUCUCUCUAUGAAAAUGCGGUGUCUUCAUUUAGCUGCUGUGCUGCUGCUGCUGCUGUGUGGCCUGCUGGCCGUCUGCUGGGCGGACACGAUGGUGCAGCUUCACGUGAAUCGUCCCUACAACGAUGUGAGCGAGAAGUUUGUGAGCUUUGCCGUGCGGCCGGAGGAUCUGUACGAUGCCCUGGAUGGGAAGAACAGGAAGGCAGUGACCAGCAUGGCCACACUGCUGGGCGAUGCUCACAUCAAGUUCGUGGGCGACUUCUACUUUGCCACCAAUGCGCCCACCCGCCUGCGCAAUCCCACAAAGAUCAUUUGGAAGGGCUUCAAUCGCUGGACUCGUGCUGUCAACUGGACGAUGAUCAUCCCGGUGCCGUAUGCCCCGGACGAGUGGGACUCGAUGCACACUCUGAAGAUACUCAACAGCUCGUACAUGGCGGGCAUCACGGACUGCAUCUGGCAGCUGGGCACGGACUUUGGCACCUCCCGGGCCAAGGACUAUGUGCAGGAGCUGCGCACCCUCAAGCUGAUGACGGACACCUUCAAGCCGUAUGUGGACGACUGGCGGGUGAUGGGCGCAGACAUCUCAGCGGGCAGCAGUGCCGAGGAGACGCGCAAAUACGUGGACAUGUCCAAGGAUUUGAAUGCAGCCUUUGGCUGGACACAACCUGCCAAUAUGCUGCCACAGUCCAGCCUGGGCAGCUACAUCUACGACAGUGAUCCGGCGCUGAGGGCGCUCCAGCAGCUGCGCGUGCCCCUGUGGCUGACGCUGCCCGAGGAGCGCUCCCGGCCGGCAGGUGGGGACGAGACAACGGAUGCGCUGCGCUGGGCCCAGACCUUGGGCGAUGCGGCCAGCAGCGGCUUCGAUGUGAUCUUCAAGCGGAUGUCCCUGGUGGACUUUGGGCGACCCACCUUCAGUCUGUAUGUGACGGCGCUGUUCAAGAAGGUCAUGGGCUCGCGGGUGUUCCCGGCCAGGCCGCUGAACCUGUUCGCGCCCAGCAACAAGCUCUACACGCACUGCGCCAAUGCCGUGUCCGGGGGCCUGGCCUUCAUGGUGGUCAACACGGAGGAUCAGCCCAUGACGAUCACAGUGCGCAGCAUGACGCGCCUCACCAGCAGCGAGAUCUGGCAGUAUGUCCUCUCCGGCCUGGAUGGUCGCGUGCAGCUGAACAAUGUGCGGAUGAGCCUGAACUCCACGCUGCGGCCCCUGAUCAAGGCCAACGAUGCCAGCAAGCCGCUGCAGCUGGUCACGCCGAGCAUGUCGGUGGGCUUCUGGGUGCUGCCCACCGCCAAUCUGGAGCACUGCCAGUUCACCGAGAUCGAGGCUGGCGACACCAGUGGCGAGGCAUCGACGGAGUCGCGCCGCACCAAUCGCUACAGCUCCGCGGAUCGACUGCUGCAGCGUCUGAUCGAGGAGACGGCUGUCGCGAGGGGCUCCCUGGCGAGCAGCAUCAACCGCAACCGCCGAUUCGUGAUCGACAAACAGGAAACGGAUGCCCUGCUGGAUCAGCUGCUGCAGCCGUUUAGCCAGCCCACAGCUGCGGCUCCGGUCAAGCGCGAGGCGGAGGCCAGUCAGCAAGUGAGUCCCCACGAGGCCAUGGCCUGGCUGCACCAGGUGCUGGCGCAGACCCGCGACGUGGCCAAGCGACGCGACAGACGCAGCGCCGCCGGCUAUGGCGGCCCCUACUUCUACAAUCGGCACGGAAAGAGGACGGCGCUGACCAAGAAGAUCACCGAGAUCCGCAAGCCCGAGCGCAAGGCCAAGCCACUGUUCGACUUUGAGGAGUUCGACGAGGAGAAGUUCUUCAGGAAGCUGGACGAGCAGACUGAGGAGCCGCCCUCCUACACCCGCCUGCCCGAGGGCGAUGUCCUGCUGCGGCACAUCGAGUCCGUGGAUGGGGGGGAGGAGAGUGACCAGGUCGCAGAGCCAGUGGUCUACAGGAAGAGCAAGCCCAAGUCCAAGUCACAACUCAAAAUAAUUCAACGUUCUGCGGAGGAUGCAGAGCCCGAACAGGACGGGGAGUCGCUGCCGGAGCAGGAGCGGGCGGAGGGGCGCGCAAAGCUGCGACUGUCGCCCACGGAGUUCUUUGAGGCCCUGCCCGCGCCCAAGCAGACCAAACGCCUGAGCCUCGGCGCCACCCUCAACUCUUUGCUCUUUCCCGAACCCUUCUCCAGCAAGGCCACCAUAAGCAAGACCCUGCCCCUGCCGCAGGAGGAGCCUGAGGAGGAGGUCGAGCCCCUGGCACCGCGUCGUCGUCCCUCCAAGAUGGGGCAUGUGGCCAAUGACUUUCUGCAGGCGCAGCGGGAACUGGGCAAGCACUUCCUCAGUCACAUUCACAAGCACGAGCAGCAGCCCUUGGACGAGGAGAAUGCCCAGGAGAGUUCCCUCGAAGCUGAGCCGGCCAAGAAACCAACUAAACAGGAUUACUUUGGGGCCAAGAAAGCACCGGUGCCGGUGCCAAAGCCCAAGAGGCUGCUGGCCCAGAAGGGGCCCGACGAGAGCAUCACCUCCUGGUGGGACAUGCCCGCUCUGCGCCGGCGACGCGCACUGCCCUUCGGUCGUUCCGACGACGAGGUGCGCUCCAAUGCAAUCGACAAAAUGGAUCGGGAUGAUAUGCUGCCCCUGGGACGUUACUCCUUCUACGAAUACAAGGCGGAUCAGCCCGUGGACGAACAGUCCACAGAGCCACCCAAAGAGUCCAGGAUCAUGAGAAUCAGCAAGACCAGAGCCCCGAUCGGGCCCAGCCGCAAGACCUCGCUCUCUGACACCCUGGUGUCGACGGUCAAGUCGAAGGUCUCCCGAUUCAUGCACAUCGUCUCGCGGCACAUGAGCGAGUGGUACAACACCCUCACCAAGCACCUGGACACCGAAACUGGCUCAUCCCCCCGGCCUGACAUGAGCGACAGCGGCAAUGCCAUCGAUUAAUGUGAAGGGAUCGAAGGAACAUUUUCAAUUGAUUUAUUUGCAUGCGGAGCCUAAGUCAAGGGCAGAGUGAACUUAGUAAUUAGUGUAAAUAUGUAUGUAUGUACGAUACAAACAAAAUAAUCUUAGUGGAAUUCUAUUCUUCUAGAUAAUGGAUCUGUAAUUAUCUAAUUGAAAUAAAAACGCGGCACCAAGGCGGAGCACUACUUAG
Molecule: messenger RNA, 3154 nt
Organism: Drosophila obscura
Lineage: Eukaryota; Metazoa; Arthropoda; Insecta; Diptera; Drosophilidae
Exons: 3
Coding region: 34-2946 (970 amino acids)
Cellular component (GO): extracellular matrix
Source: RefSeq, a predicted model, not a curated record